Molecule: messenger RNA, 1592 nt
Organism: Nannospalax galili (Upper Galilee mountains blind mole rat)
Lineage: Eukaryota; Metazoa; Chordata; Mammalia; Rodentia; Spalacidae
Gene: Cbr4
Product: carbonyl reductase 4
Exons: 5
Coding region: 145-801 (218 amino acids)
Biological process (GO): fatty acid biosynthetic process
Molecular function (GO): oxidoreductase activity, acting on the CH-OH group of donors, NAD or NADP as acceptor; quinone binding
Source: RefSeq, a predicted model, not a curated record
GUCAUGCCUGUGCGUGCUUGCGUCGAACUCUUCGCUCCCUUUUCCUCGGGGCUUGGGGAGUGUCGUCUGGGCCCUUACGGUUGCUGUGUCCCUUAUUAGACGUUCGGACCCCUAGGGUUCCGGCUUGCGGCGUCCGGGUCCAAGAUGGACAAAGUCUGUGCGGUUUUUGGAGGCUCCCGGGGGAUCGGCAGGGCGGUAGCCCAGCUGAUGGCCCAGAAGGGUUACCGUCUGGCGAUCGUGUCCAGAAACCUGGAAAUGGCCAGAGCCGCCGCCGGCGAGCUCGGCGGAGAUCACUUGGCAUUUAGCUGUGAUGUUUCUAAAGAACAGGAUAUUCAAAAUACAUUUGAAGAGAUGGAGAAACGUUUAGGUCCAGUACAUUUCUUGGUAAAUGCAGCUGGUAUUAACAGAGACAGUCUUUUAAUAAGAGCCAAAACUGAAGACAUGGUAUCUCAGCUUCACACUAACCUCCUGGGCUCCAUGCUGACAUGCAAAGCAGCCAUGAAGAUGAUGAUUCAGCAGGGUGGCUCCAUUGUUAACGUAGGGAGUAUUAUUGGUUUAAAAGGCAACGUAGGCCAGUCCGUGUACAGCGCCAGCAAAGGGGGGUUAGUUGGAUUUUCACGUGCACUUGCUAAAGAGGUUGCAAGGAAGAAAGUAAGAGUGAAUGUGGUCGCACCAGCAGUGAAGACAGACACACAGAGAAGAAAGGAAGCACAGAAGAAGGUACAGUGGGAGACUGGACAGAAAAGAAAGGUGGAGAGCUUAACCUUUUGGCCAUCCAGAGGACUCCCUACAGAAGCAUGAAGAGACCCAAUGUCCUGUAACGGCAGAAAAAAAGAAGUGAAAGCUGGCAACAGGAACGAUCAGAUGCAGCAAGCUGUCUAUUUCCUUUGAGCGAAAUGUUUGUGGCAGCAGUGUUUAGCACGAUGGAAUGUCUAUACUAUGAAAGGACAGACUACCUCAAAAGACAGAAGGAAGCGUUCACUUGAUCCUUUAGACUUGCUUUAAAAUUUUUUGGUUUUGUUUCAGCUUGACAUUUUAUCUAGAAACUCUGAUCAGAAGUAAUAGAGAUUGUAAAGCAGCUUAUAUCAGAUCUACACAAUGAUCUUUUUUGGCAGUAUCAGGGGAUAAAAAUAGCACCUGAGGUCUUUUGUUGAUUAGUGUUUUAUGGUUAGAUAUACAAAAGAAGACAGAGAUGGUCUUUUCUGAGCAUGGGGUACUACUUUGCCUGACAGUAAGGAUAUUAUGGGGGAUAUGUAUUAGCUUACUUCAAAUAUCAUGAGUGAAAAUGUGGUUUGCUAUACAAAACUGUUUUGCAUUAAAGCACAGGGCAGUUUGAGAAAGAUAAGAUACUGGAAAGGAAAAUAAACUAAUCAAUACUUGCGAUCACUCAUGGAGGCAAUUCUAUUAAUCACAAUAUAGUGUCAGGUAGAUGGUAUCUGCUCAAUAAAUACUACCUGUGAGGUCCGUGGAUGUCAUCAAUACUGCUCUUCUGCCACUUGCCCUCUACUUUUCACAAAAUUGAUUCCAAGAACAGUCCAUAAAGAGUAUGGGGAGAGUGGAUAGAAUAACGAUUGUUCCCCGAGAGGUUCAGA